UUCCAAAUUUUUAUUUCUGUUCGUGUUUGAGACAUAGCUACAAUCAUGUCAGGAAGAGGCAAACAAGGCGGCAAGACCCGCGCUAAGGCAAAGACUCGCUCAUCUCGGGCCGGGCUGCAGUUCCCAGUUGGCCGUGUUCACAGGCUCUUGAGGAAGGGUAAUUAUGCCGAGCGGGUGGGAGCCGGAGCUCCAGUCUAUCUAGCCGCAGUGCUCGAGUACCUGACCGCUGAGAUCCUGGAGUUGGCCGGCAACGCUGCCCGAGAUAACAAGAAGACCCGCAUCAUCCCCAGGCACCUGCAGCUCGCUGUGCGCAACGAUGAGGAGCUCAACAAACUGCUCGGAGGAGUUACUAUCGCUCAGGGCGGGGUCCUGCCCAACAUCCAGUCCGUGCUGCUGCCCAAGAAAACCGAGAGCUCCAAGUCGGCCAAGAGCAAGUGAAGUGCCCGCUCCCAGCGCCCCCAUCAGGUAACAACACAGGCUCUUUUCAGAGCCGC
This is a messenger RNA of Xenopus laevis (African clawed frog), 494 nucleotides long. RefSeq names its product histone H2A type 1-like. Lineage: Eukaryota; Metazoa; Chordata; Amphibia; Anura; Pipidae. The transcript has a single exon. The record is from RefSeq and is a predicted model, not a curated record. The coding region runs from base 46 to 438 and encodes 130 amino acids.